AUGUCGACCAACCUCACUAGCAGACAGGCGUUCUCUCCUUCUUGUCCAGCUGGAGAAACGUUCUGGGGAUGUUGUAAAACGAACGCAUGCGCGCAGUCUGGCUGUCCGGACGGUGAUCUUGAGCCCGCCAUCCUCAAUCGCCAGGACCAGCUCAGCGCCUAUCAUGCCACUGGCGGAUCCACCACGAUAUCCAGCGCUACGGCUACAUCAUCGCCAUCUUCAUCUACCAGCGAUGCAUCUGUCAAUGUGGCAAAUGCAUCUUCAUCUACUACUACACCUGGAACAACCACGACGUCCACAUCGGCCACUGCCUCCGCUCAAGCCGGAGAGAAAACACCGGUCGCUGCUAUUGCAGGUGGCGCAGCGGGUGGCGCUUUUGCACUUGCUGUGGUCGUUGGAUUCGUGGUAUGGUGUCUUUGUUUCAGAAGGAAGAAAGGAAAGAACGAUGGGAGUGGAGAGGGAAUGGAGCAAAGACAAGACAUCCUACCUAUCGGUGGGAUGACGGAAGACCAACAAUCGCAACGACACCAUAUACACAUACGAACGAAACCAACUGACCCCCCGCCAACCUACACAUCUCCCAACCCAGGCUUCGACAACACCUUCUACGGCCAUCCAUCCCCUCUCAAUCAGCACUCGCAAUCCCCCUACGAUCCUCAAGAUCCGCGUUACAUAGCCUACGCCCAUAACGACCCGAAUUACGCCUCCGAUAACCACGCAUACCAUAGUCACGCACACGAAUGGCACACUCCACCCCAAGAACUCCCCAACUCCACCCCUUCAAAUCCUACGCCAGCACAAUUUCGUGCCCAUAAAUCCAUGUACGGACAUUCGAGGGGCCCGUCUGAACUUUCGGGCGAUGGACUAAGGAGCGAGUUGGAUAGUGGAGAAGUAGAGCCGGAAUCGCCUGUAUUAGGUGGUAUGUGGAAGGGUGACCAGGGAUCUAGAGAUAGACAUGUCACAGGCUCAGAUACUCCACCGCAAGUGUGGAUGGCGCCUCAGGAUUGGGCGUCUCGGGGUACCAAAUCUACGGCCUCUAAUCAGCAAGGACCUGAAGAACGGAGAGAGGAACGCGAGCCAGGGGGUAGAAUGAGACCGUAUGGUUUGGGUGUAUUGGAUGAUGCGCCACAAGAGAGAUAUAGAACGGAUGGAAAUGGAACGGAGAGAAGUGAUGUAGGAAGGAGGAUGAGGGGGUGA
Alternaria arborescens is the source of this 1197-nucleotide messenger RNA. RefSeq lists its product as hypothetical. The coding region runs from base 1 to 1197 and encodes 398 amino acids. The transcript has 3 exons. The record is from RefSeq and is a predicted model, not a curated record. NCBI's taxonomy places the organism in Eukaryota, Fungi, Ascomycota, Dothideomycetes, Pleosporales, Pleosporaceae.